Molecule: messenger RNA, 432 nt
Organism: Rotaria sp. Silwood1
Lineage: Eukaryota; Metazoa; Rotifera; Eurotatoria; Philodinida; Philodinidae
Source: the annotation of a GenBank genome assembly
AUGGAUAAUUUUUGUAAUUAUAUUGUUAAUAAAUCUGAUAAUAGUAUUGAUAUAUGUAUUAGUUAUCAAUGUAAUAAGUAUGUUGAUCCAUAUUCAAUUAUGGUUACACCAAAUAAUUGUAAAACAAAUAUACUUUAUUUAUCAUUUUCAUCAUAUAAAAACUACCACUUAUUUCUUGAUCGAAUUCAAUGGAAAUUAGGUGAUUUAUUUUCAUCAAAAUCAAGUAUAGGAAAUCGUGUAUUGAGAAUAUUUAUUAAUUAUAUUGAUAAUGAUGAUAAACCAGUUCAUCAUAAUGAAUUAAUUCGUUUAGGAAAUCAUAUUGAUUUAUAUGAAUUAUUUAUUAAAAAUCUUCCUAAUAAUUAUCAUCUUUAUCAAUCAAUACAUUAUGAUAGAAAUUAUCCUCAAUGGCAUAUCAUCAAAGUUGAAUUGUAA